Molecule: messenger RNA, 2557 nt
Organism: Phialemonium atrogriseum
Lineage: Eukaryota; Fungi; Ascomycota; Sordariomycetes; Cephalothecales; Cephalothecaceae
Exons: 4
Coding region: 195-2093 (632 amino acids)
Biological process (GO): regulation of DNA-templated transcription
Cellular component (GO): nucleus
Molecular function (GO): transcription cis-regulatory region binding; DNA-binding transcription factor activity, RNA polymerase II-specific
Source: RefSeq, a predicted model, not a curated record
UACACGUCCCGCCAUAGAAAGCGACCUCGCCUUGCAGAUUCCCCUCAGUAGCUUUAUACCCCCGUGGUGCCCGCGUCACCGCUUAAUGUCUUGUUCCUCUGCUGUUCCUUACUAGACACCCUCACUCCCCCUCGACCACCACGCGUAUACUAUGCAUGUGUGCUUGAGCUGUUGAUCCUCGAUCCCACUUCGCCAUGGACGGACACGCCUCCUCUUCCCCCUCGCCAUCCUCUCCCGACCCUCACAACAACGCGGUUCCUGAACGGCAGAGCCCGACGACCGGUACGGACGACUCUCACGAGUCUUUGCUGCAGUCUUCCCAGCCUUCAUUGCCAGAGUCGGGAAGCCAGGGUCUGGCGUCCGAACGACAUCCGAAAGGAAAGAGGAAAAGAACCGCUGCAAAGGACAAGGCAGUACUCGAGGCAGCUUACAAUGCUAACCCCAAGCCCGACAAGACGGCGCGUCUUGAGCUCGUGACACGCGUUUCGUUGAAUGAGAAGGAGGUCCAGAUAUGGUUCCAAAACCGCCGACAGAACGAUCGUAGGAAGUCACGCCCGCUGUCGCCACAAGAAAUCGCGGCCCUCAGAUAUGGGGGCAUGCAGAUCCUGUCCUCCGACCCCAUGCCAUACAAUUCGUCUGAAGCUCUCGAUGCUUCGAACUCGUCUCCGGGCCAUAGACUCUCGUUGACAGGUCGCGAAUCAACAUCGCCAGCAGCGUCCGAUGCUGGUCAUGCAAGCUCCUCCGACGAAGCAGAAAAGAAUGCUGGCGAGACGGGGCAGACUAUGCCAGAGAAUAGUCAGCCAAACGAACCAUCGCCCCUAGGAGUGGAAUCAAGCGACGACUCCUUGCACCUAUCUCGAUCCUUUGCGAGCUCGGUGGGGUACUUGUCCAAUCGCUGGAAUCCCGGCAGCUCAUUUUCAACCCCAUCGACACUGGGGCAUCGCGCAGGUGAUGAUUCCGUCAGACUUGAGCCUUUCCGUCCUUCGACAUGUUCAUCUGCCCGGUCAUCUUGCUCCCUCCCUCCCCUGCCCAACUCUCAGUCAUCCAACGCCCGUAUUUCUCUGUCCUUAGAGGGCAAGGCCGAGGUUAUUUCAACAGUCCCGUCCCCACCACAUCUGCCACUGCCUCGGCCAACGGGAGAGAGUAUGUCGUCAAUCGCCCCAAUUCGUCGACCUAGUCUUCAGCGGAGUCAUAGCGUUCAGCCUGUAGUCACUCUACCACCUAUAUCUACCCUCACCGGCUCGCUUCCAACCUCUGGGCCGCGUGCUCUGCCUCCACGACUGACGAGGGGACGAUCUCGCGACGUCCACGCGUGGGAGUUCUGCUGUGACGCCGACAACCAGGAGGACCUGCUGACGGCGCAGGCAAAGCACGAGAGUAGCGGGUCCGCGAUCGCGGUAAUAAGCUUGCUGAGAUCAACGAGCUCUACCGGUAGCACCGGGGGUCCAUUGCAGCCUAGUAGCAGCUCGAAGCGGAAUGCGCCGUUGGGCAAAGCAUUGGCAAGACCGGGGAUGGCCAAGAAGCGGAGACUCAGCCGAGCGUCGAGCAGCGUCGCAAAAUUGCAAACGAGCUUUGCCGGGGAGAAGAACAUCCCCGCACCUCGAAUUAAGGAGGAGUCUGGCGGCGUAGGUGGCAAGGACAACGUUGUCGUGCUUAGAUCUCCAGCUGGCAGCGACUCCGACAAGGAGAAUUGGAGUCCUGAUGAGGAGGGUAACCCGCAACACCGUUUGCAGCGUCGGUCUCAGCCCCAAGUACCAGGAGGCGGCAGGCAACCUCUACCGUCCGGCACGACCGCCACUCAGCAGGCGAAUUCCCGCCGGGCCUUGGGCCGUCCACUGCAGGAGCACCGCGGCCCGCCCCUCCUUUCCGCGAACCGAGCAAACACGGCCCCCACCCCGAGCCUGCGGGCCGGGAAGGGGCGGCACUCCCCGCUCGAGAUCUUCGAGGACUCCGGGGGCAGGAGCAGCCCGACCCCCGGAGUGCCCGACGACGAGGUCGAGCGCUUCAUGCGCGGCGAGGUCAGCCCCAGCAAGAAGGGCGACGUGGACGCCGUUGCGGGCCUGCUGUCCCUUAGUCAGGGGAACUGGCGGUGAUAUUGAUCCUUUUUGUCUUUCCAUCCCCCGGAACCCCCUAACUGUCCGACUCGUUCAGACGAUGGCAACACCCAUGAGAACGGGGGGGCGGCGGCUCUGCGGCUGUUUCCCCUCCGCGUGUUAGACCGCAUGAUGUUGUCCAUGAUCUCGGGGGGAAGGGGGGGCCACGGCAAAUUGUCCAUGCAAGCCCAAAACCAUCUGUUACUCCCUAUGAUCUACCAUCGUAUGUAACAGCGCCGGCAAAUAUGUAUGUUGGUUGGUCAGGAAAACGGCAGGCUGCCCAAGACAGAUGGCGUAUGACUUUGACGAGACCCUCACACGAACCCCCGACAACGUCGCGGAGUCUCGACGGUUCUUCUUUUUUUCUUUGUCUUUUUUUUCUUCGUUUUCUUGCUCUAAGCUAUACUCCCUUUUUGUUAUUCCCUGUCCGACGUCCGAAGCUUAUAUACCUAACCGUGUUUUGG